Medioppia subpectinata is the source of this 1825-nucleotide messenger RNA. NCBI's taxonomy places the organism in Eukaryota, Metazoa, Arthropoda, Arachnida, Sarcoptiformes, Oppiidae. The record is from the annotation of a GenBank genome assembly.
UGUCUAAACACCGAUUAAGCGGUGAUUGUGUGACAUAUUUGCGUGGAUUAGUGUUGAUUAGUGUUGACCAGUGUUUGAUGUCCACAAUGAAGACCAUCACCACUGGUGGUCGUGAGAGGGAAGCCUUUGAGAAGUGCUAUCGAGUCGGACCCGUCCUCGGGAAGGGAGGCUUCGGCACCGUUUAUGCCGGCACUCGACUCCGCGACUCAUUAGCCGUGGCCAUUAAGCACAUCAGUAAGGAUAAGGUGACGUCUUGGGAUGCGUGUUCUGGCCAUCGAUUACCACUUGAGAUAAGUCUACUGCGAAAAGUGGAUCACAUCUCAGGUGUGAUAAAACUGAUUGAUUGGUACGAAAGAAGCGAUUCAUUCAUCAUAAUAAUGGAGAGACCGGAAGCGGUGAAAGACCUCUUCGACUUCAUUACGGAGAAAGCAGUUCUGGAGGAGAAGUUGUCGCGACUUUUCUUUCGACAAGUGGUGGAAACUGUGAGCGCCUGUCAUAAGGCGGGUGUUAUUCAUCGGGAUAUCAAAGACGAGAACAUAUUGGUUGAUAUGAGGACUUAUACGUUGAAAAUAGUGGACUUCGGUUCGGGCGCCUACUUAAAGGACAGCGCGUACACCGACUUCGACGGUACUUUUAAGGAAACAUUUGCACAAAUGUUCGGUCGUUUCAGUCAAUUGUACGGCAAUGUAGCUGUUGUUGAGUAUUUAGAGGUCGUCUCACGGACUCGAGUGUACUCUCCCCCGGAGUGGAUUCGCCACAACCGAUAUCACGGCCGCUCAGCCACUGUGUGGUCGUUGGGAGUGCUCUUGUAUGACAUGGUUUGCGGAGACAUACCAUUCGAGAAGGACUCCGAUAUCCUUUCCGCAGACGUCCGGUUUCGACGCAAGUUGUCGUCCGAAUGUCAAGAUCUGAUCCGAAAGUGCCUUUCAAUCAGUCCGUGUGAUAGACCAUCACUUGAGGACAUUCUAUCGCACCCUUGGAUGUCAGCCAAGUUAGAGAGUGGGGUCUCAUCGGGAAUACCAGUGCAGAGCAGACGUACGCCCAUAGACUCCCAGUCAAUCAGUGACCAGUCGUCGACCAGCAGUCAAAACAGUCACGAAUCCAUUUGACCUGAAUUUGAAUUUAGGUUUCAUUGAAUUAAUUAAUUGAAUUCGUUUUCAUUUAUUUAUAUUUUAUUUCAUCUAAACAUUGAUUGAAUUGUAUUAUAUUGUAAAUAACUUAAGAUUAUUUUAGGAAAUUAUUAUUAUAUAUUGACUGACAAAUGAAAGUAUAAAAUAUAGACUAAAUAUUUGUACAUUUAUCGCAACUAAUUAAACCAUUUUCACUGCUCUAAUCAUUUAAUGAUACGACACAUUAGCGCAGAUCUAUAUUUUUAUAUCAAUCCUUACAAUCAAUUCAAUAAAAACUCAAUUAUUUGGAAUUCAAACCAUUAUAACUGUACUUAUGUUUCACAACAUUUUCACUGAUUAUAUACUAUUUAUUAUUUAUUCAUUACAAAUGGCUUUCAAUAUGCAUUCAAUUGACAUGUAUUUUGCAAAUAAACCGAAAUAUAAUGUUUUAUAAUAGAAGUUAUAGUGCCUUCAAAUUUGCUAAAUUAAUAAUGUUGUAAGUCUUCUCAAACUGACCACUCUAUAUAUCAUGCAAUUUAAUGUCUAUUAAUCUAUAACUCAUAAACCCUUUAAAACUUCCUAUUUUAUAACGUUUAUUAUAAGUCGGUAUAACUUAUUCACUGAAUCAUUCAGUAUUGAUGUGACCAUUAAUCCUAUUCUCUACACAAAUGCGAGUUUCAAACUCAACAUUCAUUGUAUUAUAAAUACAUUAUAAA